Messenger RNA from Mandrillus leucophaeus (drill), 3254 nucleotides. RefSeq names its product coiled-coil domain containing 57 (gene CCDC57). The transcript is spliced from 19 exons. Lineage: Eukaryota; Metazoa; Chordata; Mammalia; Primates; Cercopithecidae. Bases 308 to 3034 code for a protein of 908 amino acids. The record is from RefSeq and is a predicted model, not a curated record.
UCUGGAAAACUCACACUGUUUUUGCUCUACUCUCACACCACAAGAAUCAUCAGCACAGAGGAAGACUUCUGUGACCAAAUGUGGCGGGAGAGGGAGUUUGUCACCAGCAUGUGAGCAGUCAGCUCUGCAGCAGACUCGGCUGGGUGUCCUUCAGUUCAGUUCCACCAUCGCCUGCCUGGAGAGAGGUCAGACCACAGGGUGAGGGCUCAGUCCCCAAGAUGCAACCACCCAACGGGUUCACCCCGCCCGCUGCCUAGGCAGAGCUGAUUCACCGAGACGGGAAUUAGGAUCGAGAAAGACGGCCACCAUGCUGCCACUGGACUCAGAGCCGGCCCUGAAUGAGCUGCUGCUUCGCAAGGAGGAGGAGUGGAGGGCGUUGCAGGCCCACCGCAGCCAGCUGCAGGAGGCGGCUCUGCAGGACACACGGAGCCAGCUGGAGGAGGCGCAGGGGAAACUGCGGUGCCUGCAGGAGGACUUUGUCUACAACCUUCAGGUGCUGGAGGAGCGGGACCUCGAGCUGGAGCGUUAUGAAGCUGCCUUCGCCCGGGCCAGGGAGUGGGAGGAGGCCAGGCGGGCAGAGGUGAGCGAGCUCAAGAUAGAGGCGGCUAAGCUGAGGCAGGCGCUAGCCAGAGAGGCCAGGAAGGUGGAGGAGCUGCAGCAGCAGCAGCAGCUGGUGUGGCAGGAGCAUCGCCUGGAGCUGGAGCGCGUCCACAGUGACAAGAAUGGUGAGAUCGACCACCACCGGGAACAAUAUGAAAAUCUAAAAUGCAGGCUGGAGAGAAAACUUGAGGAGGUCGAUGGUGAGCUUGCUCUGCAGAGACAGGAACUGCUGCUGGAGUUUGAAUUGAAAAUGCAGAAGAGGGAGCACGAAUUCCGUCUGCAGACUGACAACAUGAGCAACACAGCCUUGUCCCAGGAGCUCAAGGUUAAACUACUGCACAAAGAGCUGGAGGCUCUGAAGGAAGCCGGGGCAAAGGCUGCAGAGAGUCUGCAGAGGGCAGAGGCCACCAACGCCGAGCUGGAGAGGAAGCUCCAGAGUCGAGCCGCGGAGCUCCGGGACCUGGAGGCCAUGAACUGCGCCCGGGUAAAGGACUUAGAGGAUAAACUUCACUCUGUGCAGCUAACCAGGAAGAAGGAAGAGGAAACAUUUAAGAGGAAGCAUGAGGAGCUCGACCGUCUGGCCAGGGAGAAGGACGCGGUGCUGGUGGCGGUGAAGGGAGCUCACGUGGAGCAGCUGCGGGAGCUGCAGGCCCACUGCGAGACCCUCGAGGCACAGCUCCGCAGGGCAGAGUGGAGGCAGGCCGACACGGCCAAGGAGAAGGAUGCUGCCAUUGACCGACUUCGUGAAGAUGCGUCAACUGUGAAAUCUGCCUGGGAUGCUCAGAUUGCUCAACUGUCUAAGGAGAUGGUCUCCAAAGACCUUCAGAUUCAGACGCUGCAGGAAGAAGAGGUGAAGCUCAGGGCACAGGUGGCCCGAUCCCAGCAGGACAUUGAAAGGUACAAGCAACAGCUGUCCCUGGCGGUGGAAAGGGAGCGGAGCCUGGAGCGUGAUCAGGUGCAGCUGGGCCUGGACUGGCAGCGCCGCUGUGACGACAUUGAAAGGGACCAGAUCCAAAAGUCAGAGGCCCUGAUUCAGGGUCUGACCACGGCAAAAAGUCAGGUUGCUGCCAAGCUGCAGGAGACAGAGAGGGCGCUACGGGAGCAGGAGGUGGUGCUGAAGGCCGUGACCCUGGAACGAGACCAGGCCGUGCAGGCCCUGAGGAUGCAUGGGCUCCCCGGACCAGGGGCGCAGAUGCUCCUCGGGCAGCAUGAAGAAGAAAUAAGUAAAGACUUUCCAUCCAGUGAGAUCCAGCAGCUCCGAGAGCAGAACACGAGCUUGCGAAGCGCGAUCGCCCAGAUGAGGAAAGAAAUGGAGGCUCUGAGCCAUCAGAUUCCUCCUCCCGCCCAGACAGCGGCAGAGAGCACAGAUGCAAACCAGCCUGACCCAAAGGCUGGGGGAGACACCGCCACUCCUGAUUAUGUUCUGGCCCUUGAAGCAGAAAUACGAACUCUAAAGCAUAAGUUUAAAACUCUGGAAGAGCAUCUAGAAGAUGUGCUGGAUCCUUUAAAGAUGUCCUCACCUCGUGCUGAGUCUCAGCCCAGCGUCCGCACCUCGACAGACACGACUGGUAAGACACUUUGGGAGGCUGAGGCGGGUGGAUCGCUUGAGGCCAGGAAGGCAGGAGGGUCUGUCCAAGCUGGCCCAGUGUCCUCCGGACUGGCACUCAGGAAGCUCGGGGACAGAGUGCAGCUCCUAAACCUGCUGGUGACACGACUCAGACAGAAGGUGCUGCGGGAACCCCUGGAGCCGGCCGCUUUCCAGCGUGAGCUUCCCCGUGAGGUGGACCAGGUACACCUGGAGGUUUUGGAGCUGCGGAAACAGGUGGCUGAGCUGGGGAAGCAUCUCAGGAUAGCCCACCACGGGGGAGCAGAGCCUUCAGUCCAGAAGCAGCCCCCAGCCUCGGACGCCGUGACCCUAGGGAGAGAGGACGCCAAGAGUGCCGAGGAGGAGUGUCCUUCUGGACCCUUGGGAAAGCACCGGCCCCGCCCAGCACAGGUGGGCAGCAGAUUUGAUGCCCUGCGAGGCCCGAAGACACAACGCAGCAUCCACACGGUGACCUGUAAAUCACCUCGGCAGAAAGAAGGCAGGUCCCCAAAGCCACCCCAGGCUCCCAAGCGCCCUGAGGAGCAUGGCCGCCAAUCCCACAGCUCCUCCUCCCUUGCCAGUGGCGCCCUCCAGGACACUUGGAGGUUGCUAGACCUGGGAUCCAGCCCUUCUGGCCUCACCUCCCAGGGUGACUCAACUCCAGAGCUCCCGGCUCCUCCAGCAGUCGAUAGGAGCCCCGUCAAGAUGCAGGCAGGCAUUGCCACCCCAGGGAUGAAGACGGCAGCCCAGGCAAAGGCCAAGCCCACAGGAGCCUCCCGGUCUCAUCCCGCAAAAGUUAAAGGCUGCCAGAGGCCCCCCAAGAUCCGUAACUAUAACAUUAAGGACUGACUUCCUCCCCCCGCCCCGCCCCGCCCCACCCCCCUCGGGGCUUCCGCAUGGUGCCUGCGCUUUCACCUCCGUGGUGGGGGGGUGUGGGCGCAGCGUGCAGGGUGGAAGCAGGGAGCUGCAGGACAGGCUCCCAAGUGCUGAGGCGACCCUGCUGACCGAAGGCCUCCCUGAGCGCCAGGCCCAUUAAAACCAGGUUCUUCCCUGGGGCGUCUGCUUGGCC